Messenger RNA from Rotaria sordida, 573 nucleotides. The record is from the annotation of a GenBank genome assembly. NCBI's taxonomy places the organism in Eukaryota, Metazoa, Rotifera, Eurotatoria, Philodinida, Philodinidae.
AUGAUAAAUAAUCAAUCUGAUCUUUUAAUGAAUUUCUUUCAACAAACUCACAUGGGAAAAAUGAGUUUAAUUACAUUAAUGCAAAAUUUACCAGAUAAGAUAUUACCAACUAUCCCAGAAAUAAUCUAUGAUAAAAAUGGUCGAUAUUUAAAAUUAAAAGAAGAUAAUAGUAUUAAAAAAAAUUUUAUAAAGAAAUCAAUUAAACAAAUUAAACGAGAUAAUGAAUCAAUCAAUGAUAUUAUUCAACAACGAACUAUUUCAGUUUCAUCAGUAUCUCCAAUUGAAAAACAAAUAUCAAAAUUAUCAAUUGAACAACAAUAUAAUUGUAUUGCUAAUGAAUUUAAACUUUCAUCAUAUGAUAUUGAAAAACAGUAUAAAUUAGCAUUAAAAAAUCGUAUUGAAAUUCCACCAGUAUUAAUGCAUCGUAUUAUAAUUGAUACAAUUAAAAUUCUUUAUAUAAUGAUUGAUGAUUUAAAUCAAGAUAUUGUAAAAAAUAAUGAAAAAUUUCAACGAAUUUCAAAACGACUUAAUGAACUUCAAAUAUAUAAUAAAUUAUUUGAUCAUCAUUGUUAG